Messenger RNA from Aspergillus wentii DTO 134E9, 2589 nucleotides. Its product is annotated as putative homeobox and C2H2 transcription factor. Gene Ontology annotation, biological process: regulation of DNA-templated transcription. The coding region runs from base 1 to 2589 and encodes 862 amino acids. Lineage: Eukaryota; Fungi; Ascomycota; Eurotiomycetes; Eurotiales; Aspergillaceae. Gene Ontology annotation, molecular function: DNA binding. The transcript has a single exon. The record is from RefSeq and is a predicted model, not a curated record.
AUGGAGUACUUCGAUUUUGAUAGGGCUUCAUAUGGCUCCCACUCCCAGGCCCAGGAUGACGAUGUGGCUUCAGACCAUAUCGAGGUGGACGGAAACGAAGUUACUGCCAACUGCGACUCGCUUGCUCAGGAACAGUCACUCGAGUUUCCCAAUGAUCUACCAGAACAGGAUGAGCCGCAACAGGUGAACGACAUCGCAGGCUCUGCUCUGGAAAGAGAAGCAUUUCCCAUGUCUCGGGCCAAAGACCCAUGCGAUUUCUGUAGGCGGAUGGGCUUUGAUUGUUUCGUGGCAAACAGGGGAGUGAUGCAGAAUGGUUGUACGUGCUGCAUCUCUCUCUACCGCCAAUGCAGCUUCACCCACGCCAAAAAACCGGGCAAGUUCCUGGAUACGUUACACACGGUCACUGAGAAUGUCGACAUCCCCACUGGCGGUCUGACGGGAAAGAAAGCACUCAAGUCCCUUCCCGGAGCAACUUUUUCUGAGGAUCUCGAUUCUCAAGGGAGGAAAAGCAGUUCUCGGUUAUCGCGCGAGGCGGUCCGUAUCCUAAAAACCUGGCUCUAUGAGCACAGCCAGCAUCCCUAUCCAACAGAGCAAGAAAAAGACGAACUAGAGCAGCGUACUGGCCUGAAGAGGGCACAGGUCAGUAAUUGGCUCGCCAAUGCUAGACGACGCGGCAAAGUUCGCCCCACCCCGCGCAGCAGUUCCCCGGUCCCAGGUGCUGUCGAUAUACCAGCGCGACAACAGCAUCCGGAUGUAUCUCUCAUGACACCUUUGGAACGUUGGAAGCAUUCCCCACCUGAGAACGAACCUGCUGCCACCUCCGAUAUUCUCCGAGCUUUGGUCAAUACAUCAUUCGAUUCUGCCAAACCACGAUCGUCGCAUCUGAGUCACGUGCGCUCCCUCUCUCGGAAGACUGGGUCUAGCAAUGACUCAAGCCAGACGAACUCGAAUAUGCUCCAGCCCCCUUCGGUCAGUAGCUUCGAGACCAGUCGGUCUUCCCUCUCUGACUUCUCCUUUGCCUCUGCAUUCUCCCAUCGAUCUUCCAAAGGAUCCUUUGGUUCAAUGGACAAAAAGGAACAACGUCGUCGUCGGCGUAAGCCCUCCGUUCCAGUGAAUGCCUUCAACCAACAGAAGGCUCGCAGUUCCCGAAUAUUCCAAUGCACCUUUUGUACCGACUCCUUCCCUACCAAGUAUGACUGGCAGCGGCAUGAGAAGUCACUGCACUUGGCCUUAGACAAAUGGACCUGCUCCCCCUUAGGGGGUGUAGUUUCUGUUCAGGGCAUAAACCGAUGUGUGUUCUGCAUGGCGGCCGAUCCAGACAACGAUCACCUGGAAACCCAUAACUAUAGUACCUGCCAGGAGAAAACACUUCAAGAGAGAACAUUCUACCGGAAGGACCAUCUCAACCAGCACCUGCGAUUGAUGCACAACGUCAAGUUUCAUCCUUCCAUGGAUAAUUGGCAAAGUGGUACGACAGAGAUCAAGUCACGGUGUGGGUUCUGUGCAACAAACCUCACUACCUGGAAGGAACGGGUUGAACAUCUAGCAGCUCAUUUUAAGGAUGGCGCCAACAUGGCUCAGUGGCAGGGCGACUGGGGGUUCGAACCCUUUGUUCAAAGUCUGGUAGAGAAUGCGAUGCCACCGUACCUAAUCGACCAAGAGUACAAGACGUUGGCACCCUUUAAACCAUCGCAUGCCAUAAGACAGCCAUGUGAUAUUCCAAAAAACCCUGCAUUUGGCAUAGAGGUACCUCACGAUGCGGACUGCUUCGACCGUUUACAGCGCCAGCUCACUUCUUUUAUAAAUGAUCAUGUCGCAAUGGGCAUCAUUCCGACCGAUAAGAUGAUCCAAGACGAAGCCCGAAAGGUCAUAUAUGGAAACGAUGACCCCUGGAACCAAACUUGUGCCGAUAAUCCCGUCUGGUUAAGUAUCCUCAAACGCGAUACUGGGUUAGAGAUUGUCCCAAACUCCGAUCAUAUUCAAUUCGAUAAUUUGGGCAUGCAACCGCCAUUUGCUGUCCAUGGUGGUUUGCGACGACCGCCUAUCGAGACCAAUCCUAUAGCAAGGUCGGUGUGCUCUGAUCAGUUGUAUAGCCAUGGUUUCCAUAGCUCUGGCUACCAAAGCCCUGCAUUGCCAGGGACCGGACGGUCCUCUGCGGCACCUAGCAUGCCCGGGAGCUCGACUGGCAGUUAUGUUGGCAGUGCUGGAGUUUUUCCCACUUUGCCUGCUUCUGGUCUGUCCACCGACCGGGGAAGCAGUCUUUCGGCUGGGUUCUUGUCACUAUCAACACCGGCUAGCAGUUCCGUUGAUCCGUUGAUCCAGAUGGGAUUUGAUCCUGUUUUCCUGCAGCAUCUGAACGAGGGCUAUGAUGCGCUGAACCCAGAUGCCAUGGAAGGGUUGACCUUCGAAGAGGGUGGUGGGCACGAGGGUGGACAAGACGACGUGGGAAAGAUGCCAGACUCGAUAGUUCCUGGGUCGGCGCCAAUUAGUAUCCCAAGUCCAAAAUAUACUGGAUUCUUGGGUUCGGAACCGACGCAAGACCUGAGGCCAUUUUCGAAUGCGGAUUAUCCCGAUCCGAGUGGCACCUGA